UUUAAUUUUGCCAAACUAUCCCACAAAGCUUUUUCUUUCCUCCCUAAACCCACUUUUUUGCUCACCUUUCCUACCCACUUUACUACAAACAAACCAUUAAAGGACCCCUCUCCCGGGCCUCCGACGGCAGGAGUCCGCGGACCUCCCAGGCCGACAGCCCUCCCUCUAACCGCGAGGGUUCCGGGCCCGGCGAGAGGGCGCGCGCACAGCCGAGGACAUGGAGGUGACUGCGGACCAGCCUCGCUGGGUGAGCCACCACCACCCCGCGGUCCUCAACGGGCAGCACCCGGACACGCACCACCCGGGCCUCGGCCACUCGUACAUGGACCCGGCUCAGUACCCGCUGACGGAAGAGGUGGACGUACUUUUUAACAUCGAUGGUCAAGGCAACCACGUCCCGUCCUACUACGGAAACUCGGUCAGGGCUACCGUGCAGAGGUACCCUCCGACCCACCACGGGAGUCAGGUGUGUCGCCCACCUCUGCUGCACGGAUCCCUGCCCUGGCUCGAUGGUGGUAAAGCCCUGAGCAGCCACCACACGGCCUCGCCCUGGAACCUCAGCCCUUUCUCCAAGACGUCCAUCCACCACGGCUCCCCGGGGCCGCUGUCGGUCUACCCUCCGGCUUCCUCCUCUUCUCUGGCCGCAGGCCACUCCAGUCCGCAUCUCUUCACCUUCCCACCCACCCCUCCGAAAGACGUCUCCCCAGACCCGUCGCUGUCCACCCCGGGAUCGGCGGGCUCCGCCAGGCAAGAUGAGAAAGAGUGCCUCAAAUAUCAGGUGCCGCUGCCUGAUAGCAUGAAGCUGGAGACUUCCCACUCCCGAGGCAGCAUGACCACCCUGGGAGGGGCCUCGUCCUCAGCCCACCACCCCAUCACCACCUAUCCGCCCUACGUGCCCGAGUACAGCUCCGGACUCUUCCCACCCAGCAGCCUGCUGGGAGGAUCCCCUACUGGGUUCGGGUGUAAGUCGAGGCCCAAGGCGAGAUCUAGCACAGAAGGCAGGGAGUGUGUGAACUGUGGGGCCACCUCCACCCCACUGUGGCGGCGAGAUGGUACUGGGCACUACCUCUGCAACGCCUGUGGACUGUACCAUAAGAUGAACGGACAGAACCGGCCCCUUAUCAAGCCCAAGCGAAGGCUGUCGGCAGCAAGGAGAGCAGGGACAUCCUGUGCUAACUGUCAGACCACCACCACCACCCUCUGGAGGAGGAACACUAAUGGGGACCCUGUCUGCAAUGCCUGUGGACUCUACUACAAGCUGCACAAUAUUAACAGACCCCUGACUAUGAAGAAGGAAGGCAUCCAGACCCGAAACCGGAAGAUGUCUAGCAAAUCCAAAAAGUGCAAAAAGGUGCAUGAUGCGCUGGAGGACUUCCCCAAGAGCAGUUCCUUCAACCCGGCUGCCCUCUCCAGACACAUGUCAUCCCUGAGUCACAUCUCCCCGUUCAGCCACUCCAGCCACAUGCUGACCACGCCGACGCCCAUGCACCCGCCCUCUGGCCUCUCCUUUGGACCUCACCAUCCUUCUAGUAUGGUCACCGCCAUGGGGUAGAGGGAGAGCCCUGCUCCAUAUGCACGAGGAGUUUCCGAGUCUACAAAGAAUCCCUCUGACCCCCUCUACUUGCGUUUUUGCAGGAGCAGUAUCAUGAAGCCUGAAAGCAACAGAUCUGUGUUUUUGAAGGCAGAAAGCAAAAUGUUCGCUUCUUUUCCAAAGGAGCUCCCGGUGGUGUCUGUGUUCCAACCACUGAAUCCGGAUCCCAUUUGUGAAUAAGCCAUUCAGACUCAUAUUCCCUAUUUAACAGGGUCUCUAGUGCUGUGAAAAAAAAAUAUUGCUGAACAUUGCAUAUAACUUAUAUUGUAAGAAAUACUGUACAUUUGAGGAAGACUUUAUUGUACCUGGAUAGCUGUAAGAAAGGCAUGAAGGACGCCAAGAAUUUUAAUGAAUAUAGGGAAAAUAAAGUAUGGAGAGAGAUACAGAAGAAACUAAGUCUUGAUGUCCAAAUGGGCACACUGUCAGUUUUGUUUCCCUUUAGUUGUUUGAUGCAUUAA
Onychomys torridus (southern grasshopper mouse) is the source of this 2049-nucleotide messenger RNA. It is a transcript of the gene Gata3, whose product is annotated as GATA binding protein 3. Gene Ontology annotation, molecular function: DNA-binding transcription factor activity, RNA polymerase II-specific; RNA polymerase II cis-regulatory region sequence-specific DNA binding; zinc ion binding. Bases 218 to 1552 code for a protein of 444 amino acids. Gene Ontology annotation, biological process: embryonic organ development; immune system development; regulation of epithelial cell differentiation. NCBI's taxonomy places the organism in Eukaryota, Metazoa, Chordata, Mammalia, Rodentia, Cricetidae. The record is from RefSeq and is a predicted model, not a curated record. The transcript has 5 exons. Gene Ontology annotation, cellular component: nucleus.